Molecule: messenger RNA, 1809 nt
Organism: Menidia menidia (Atlantic silverside)
Lineage: Eukaryota; Metazoa; Chordata; Actinopteri; Atheriniformes; Atherinopsidae
Source: the annotation of a GenBank genome assembly
AUGGUGGACGCAGCCGCAGCAGAGCAGUUCCUGGAUGCCAAUCCUCAGUUCGCCAAGCAGUACUACGACACCAACGUGAGGCCCAAAGUGGUCUCAGACCUGCUGGACUCCAACCGCAAGCCGGUGCUGGACAUCAGCAAGUUCCACGAGCUGACCAUGGUGGACGAGAGCGAGAUCCUGUUCGACCUGAUGAGGGACAUCCAGGACAACCUGCAGAUGGAGAAGUCCGUCUUCAAGCUGAUGAGACACCUGAGUUUCAUGAUGAGGGCCGACCGCAUGAGCCUGUUCAUGUACCGGCAGAGGAACGGCGUGGCCGAGCUGGCCACCAGGUUAUUCAAUGUCCAUAAAGAUGCCGUGUACGAUGAGUGUCUGGUUCCCCCGGAGAGUGAAAUCGUGUACCCGCUGGACAUGGGCAUCGUGGGCCAUGUGGCCACCAGUAAGAAGAUGGUCAACGUGGCUGAUGUGUCCCAGGACCCUCAUUUCAGCAACUUUGUUGAUGAGCUGACUGAGUACCAGACCAAGAGCGUGCUGGCCAUCCCCAUCAUGAACGGCAAAGACAUGGUGGCCGUGCUGAUGGCGCUCAACAAGCUGGACGGGCCCAGCUUCACCGCUAAAGACGAGGAGACUCUCAACAAAUACCUGAACUUUGCCAACUUGUUGCUGAGAGUGUUCCACCUGAGCUACCUGCACAACUGUGAGACCAGGAAGGGUCAGGUGCUGCUGUGGUCCGCCAGCAAAGUGUUCGAGGAGCUGACGGACAUCGAGAGGCAGUUCCACAAGGCGCUGUACACGGUCAGAGCCUUCCUGAACUGCGACCGCUACUCGGUGGGGCUGCUGGACAUGACCAAGACCAAGGAGUUCUUUGACCUGUGGCCUGUUCUGAUGGGAGAGGUUCCCCCAUACGAUGGACCCAAGACCCCUGACGGCAGGGAAGUCAUCUUCUACAAAGUGAUUGACUACAUUCUUCACGGCAAAGAGGAAAUCAAAGUUAUACCGAGCCCCCCCGCCGACCACUGGGCGCUGGUCAGCGGUUUGCCCACCUACGUCGCAGAAACCGCUCUGAUUUGCAACAUCAUGAAUGCAGCUCAGGAUGACUUCUUCAACUUUCAGAAAGAGCCUCUGGACGAGUCCGGCUGGACCAUAAAGAACGUCCUCUCCAUGCCAAUCGUCAACAAGAAAGAGGAGAUAGUGGGCGUGGCCACGUUCUACAACAGGAAGGACGGGAAGCCCUUCGACGAGAUGGACGAAACCCUGAUGGAGUCUCUGACCCAGUUCCUGGGCUGGUCUGUGCUCAACACUGACACUUAUGACAAGAUGAACAAGCUGGAGAACAGGAAGGACAUCUUCCAGGACAUGGUGAUGUACCACGUCAAGUGUCGCAAGGACGAAAUCCAGAACGUUCUGAACACCAGGGAGCGGUGGGGGAAGGAGCCGGACGAGUGCGAGGAGGAGGAGCUCCAAGAGAUUCUGUCGGAGACCCUUCCAAACUCCAAGAAGGCUGAGAUCUUUGAGUUCCACUUCUACGACUUCCACCACACCGAGCUGGAGCUGGUCAAGUGUGGCAUCAAGAUGUACUACGAGCUGAAAGUGGUGGACAAGUUUCACAUUCCCAGAGAGGUCCUAGUGAGAUUCGUUUACUCUGUCAGCAAAGGCUACAGGAAGAUCACCUACCACAACUGGAGGCACGGCUUCAACGUGGGACAGACCAUGUUCACCCUGCUGAUGCCCAUGAUGGACAGAAAUAAAUCCGACGACCUGCCCAAGCUGCAGUGCGGUUUCAUCGACUUUGUCUGCGCUUUUGUGUACAAG